AUGGACAGUCCUCGUCGAUCAGACGCAAGCUCCCCUGCGGAGCCCUGCUCUCCCGUAUGCGUGGACACGCCGGCAACGCAGUCGUCUGUCCUGUUUGACGGCAACCUCGACGAUUUACUGCAGGAUUUCCCCCUGCGGCAGUACAUCCUUGUCACUGGUGGGCUCGGUUUUAUCGGAAGUCACACAACACUAGAGCUGCUCAAGGCUAGCUAUAACGUGAUUGUGAUCGACAACCUCAGCAACUCUUUCCAAAGCGUCUUCGACCGCAUCCAGCACUUGGCACAAAAGCAUCACGACCAGCAGGGCACUAAGAUGCCAGCCCUGCAUCUUGCUGCGCACGACUAUCGCGACACUGCCGCACUCAGGGAGCUUCUCGACCAGUACCAAGUCGAAUCAAGAUGGGGCUCUCCCAGAUCCAAGAUUUCCGGUGUAAUCCACUUUGCUGCUUAUAAAGCAGUCGAAGAGAGCAUCAGAAACCCGCUGAAGUACUAUGCAAACAACGUUAGCGGUCUCAUCGACUUUGCCACGACUUUGGGAGAGUACGGCAUCAAAACCUUCAUCUUCUCUUCAUCAGCAACAGUUUACGGCACCUUGGCCACGUCCGGCCUUCCGCUUAAGGAAGAGCUGUGCGCGCACAAGGACGAGAUCUUCCACGGCGCCGACGGAGUUGGUCAAACCAUUAGAGCCGGCUCUACCGGAAUCACUAACCCAUAUGGACGCACAAAAUGGAUGUGCGAGGCCAUAUUGGCCGACUUGGCUGCUUCGGAUCCGGAGUGGACGAUUGUAGCACUCCGAUAUUUCAACCCAAUUGGCUGCGACGAAUCAGGCUUACUCGGAGAGGAUCCCAAGCAGACUCCCACAAACCUAUUGCCGGUGGUGGUCAAGGUUAUGACAGGAGAGUACAAGGAACUCUCCAUGUUUGGCACUGACUGGGAGACCGAAGACGGAACCGCCGUCCGCGACUUCAUCCACGUUACCGACUUGGCUCGGGGGCAUAUCGCAGCCCUCGAUGUUGCCAACGAAAGAAAAUUGGUCGAGAACUUUCGCGCUUUCAACUUGGGCACCGGACGCGGACACUCGGUCAAAGAGGUCGUCGACGCCAUGGAAAGCGUAUCUUCCAAGCGAAUCCCUGUUAAAGCAGCUCCCCGACGCCCAGGAGAUGUUGGGGCCUGUGUUGCCGUUGCCGAUAGGUCGGAGCAGGAGCUCCGAUGGAAGACUGAAAAGUCACUGACAGAUGCUUGUGGCAGUCUGUGUAAGUUUUUGGAAGUCAGUGGUGUGCCUCUUUGA
Molecule: messenger RNA, 1287 nt
Organism: Aspergillus mulundensis
Lineage: Eukaryota; Fungi; Ascomycota; Eurotiomycetes; Eurotiales; Aspergillaceae
Product: NAD-dependent epimerase/dehydratase family protein
Exons: 1
Coding region: 1-1287 (428 amino acids)
Biological process (GO): beta-D-galactose catabolic process via UDP-galactose, Leloir pathway
Cellular component (GO): cytosol
Molecular function (GO): UDP-glucose 4-epimerase activity
Source: RefSeq, a predicted model, not a curated record